AUGUGGCAGCAGAUGAGUGCUCCAGAAAUCGUUGCUCGUUCAUUCGGCUAUAUCGACACGGACUUCCCCAACCCUAACGGAGAAAACGAUACUAGUGUCAUCAUAUAUGGCUACACACCCUCCAUUGGGCUUGCCGCCUUUGCCGCGGCAUGGUUCUUUGUUCACCUGGUCGUGCAUACCGCGCAAAAUUUUACAACUCGCUGUUGGUGGUGGAUGACAUUCUCCACUGGCUUAAUUUUCGAGAUCGUUGGAUACAUUGCGCGAUCUUUAUCAGCCAAAGAGGAUCCAUACAACCUUAUCUUUUUCGUUCUCCAAUACUUCUUCAUUGUGACUGCUCCGGUAUUUCUCGCUGCGGGGAUUUACACCAUUUCUUCGGCACUGAUCUCCCGACUGGGGAAAACAUACUCAUUCCUCAAGCCGGCGGUCAUCUUGGGAUUUUUCAUCACUUCAGAUGUGGUCUCAACCAUCGUCCAGAUCGCAGGUGCUUGUCUAGUUGGCGUGAAAGAAUCUCAACGAGAGGAUCCCACAACGGCGAACCACAUUUUGCUGGCUGGUCUUGCCUACCAAGUCUUUGCAAUGAGUAUAUUUGUCACCUUGAUGGCAACAUUCCAAUUCCGAGCUCGACAUGCCAUAAAGGAACACGGUUACCGACUCUUCUGCUUUGCCUGUUCUGUUGCGACUAUCAUGGUUUAUCUGAGAACCAUUUUCCGCCUGGCAGAGACAGCACAGGGUUUAGGCGGAAAUUUGUCAACCAAUGAAGUGUUUUUUGCGUGCCUCGAAUUCGCACCUAUCGCCGUCGUGGUUCUUUUGCUUGGUAUUUGGCAUCCGGGUCGCUGUCUAGGAGCAAAGGUGCGCGUUUGUGACGAGAAUAUGCAGCUAUAUGGUGACUUGAGAACGUUUCCUCAUUUUCAUGCAUAG
Molecule: messenger RNA, 918 nt
Organism: Penicillium antarcticum
Lineage: Eukaryota; Fungi; Ascomycota; Eurotiomycetes; Eurotiales; Aspergillaceae
Product: RTA1 domain-containing protein
Exons: 2
Coding region: 1-918 (305 amino acids)
Cellular component (GO): membrane
Source: RefSeq, a predicted model, not a curated record